CCUGCCUGUCCUAAUUGAGUAUAGAUAGCAAAGAGUGCCCUAUAUAAGGCACCCGAUGGGGUCCGUCCGCGAGUAUGGGGCAGCUAUAUUCAGUCCUGGAUUAGCAGAUGUACUUCUCGUAAAACAAAAUGAGGAUACCGGCUGGUCGUUUCCUUUUACAAGCACGACUGAGAGCAAUGUGCAUGUUGUAGCUGCAGCGUCUGCCGUGAGGCAGCUGCUUGGGAUCGACAUCGGGGACAGAAUUGACAGGUCUUACUGGAUAGAGGUGGAGUACCCCCAAAGCGGCGCGCUGGUUCGCCUGUACGUCGCUCUGGGCGUUCGCCCCGAUUCCGUGACCCCACGUUGCGCGCCCGGAUCCGUUGCCCAGUGGCACCCGCUGCGCAGCAUCCUGCCGCCCGUGAAUGCCAUCCUGCGGGCGGACAGCGCCGCGGCUGCCGCUGCGGAUGAGGACGCGGGCGGGGAGCUGCUGCUAGAGCCGGGAGUGGCGCCCUUCCUGGCAAAGCUGAAGGCGCUACUGGACAAGCACCCCGAGUGGCGCAUCUCCCAGCUGGACCCGCACCUCACCCGCCUCAUACUGGAGGCCAUCACACUCCCACCGCAGCAGCAGCAGCAGCAACAACAACAACAACUCCGGCAGCAGGAGCAACCCCAGCAGCAGCUGCAGGUCGAACCUGCACAACCACAGCAGCAUCAGCAGCAGCAACAGCAGCAGCAACAGCCACCCGCCGAGCAGGCCGCAGACCAGAAGCAAUCCCAGCCGCAGCAAUCCGCGGAGGUUGCCGCAGACGUGCGAGCAGGCGAUGCAUCGCAGCAGCAACCUCAGCAGCAGGAAGAACAACCACAACACCUGCAGGAACCGCAGCAGCAGCAGCAGGAAGAGGAGGUGCCAGAAGGGGUUCGCCAGGAGGGCGCGGACGGGGCCGCACCCUCGCUGCAUGAUGAGGACCCGCCACCGCUAGCUGCCCCCGAGCAGCAGCAGCAGCAGAUUGAGCCCCAGCAGCAGCAGGCCGAGGACGGCUCGGGCCCUGCUGCGGGCGCCCCCCAGGCGGGCAACCCGGGGCUGCUGCCGGCGGGAGUGGUGGUUAAGGAGGAGCAGACAGAUGAGGGCGAGGGGGCGCUGCAGCCCGGGCCGCUGGGGCCGCUGCCGCAGGCUAUGGAUACGGCUCAGGAGGGGCAGCAGCAGCAGGAGGAGCAAACGGAGGCGAAGCAGGAGCAGGCGGAGCAGCAGGGGCAAGCGGGGUGGCAGGAGCAAGCGGAGCAGCAGGGGCAGGAAGGGUGGCAGGAGCAGCAGGAUCAGGAAGAGCGGCAGGAACAGGCAGAGCAGCAGGAGCAGGCGGAGCAGCAGGAGCAAAUGGAGCAGGAACAACAGGAGCAGGAGCCGCAACCAGGUAUGGAUCAGCUGCAAGGGGAAGAAGGAGAGGGGCCAGGGGUGCCUCAGGUUGACGAGGAAGGGUUGGCGGGCGGGGAAGCCAGCCCAGGCGGAGAAGAAGCACCCGCACCAGCAGAAUCCCCAGCAGCAGCAGCAGCGGGGGCGGAGGGAGAGGUCGGUGAGGACGGGGUAGCCACUGGGGACGGUGCUGAGCAGGGCGGGGGCGGUGGAUUGCUGGUGGAUUGCAACAUCAGCGGCGGCGCUGACGGCAACGGAGGUGACCUUGGUGCCGCCGCUGAGGGCGGCGAGGGCGGCAGCGGGUGGCGGGGUCCCCGGCCGCAGGAGCACCUGCUGGAGUGGUGCCGCAUCAACCAGUUCCCCGAUCCUUGCUACAGCCUGGUGGUCAAGAAGUUCGCUCGGCGGCCGCUGGUGACUGCCUCCUGCAUCCUGCCGCACCUGGGGGUGCAGAUCACACCCGACCUGCACGUGCCGGGCGGCAUGGCGGCGGCCUGCCAGGCUGCCGCGCUGGCUGCCAUUCUGUGGCUGGAGGGCGGGCUGCCCGCGGACGGCGGCGAGGUGGUGCGGGUGGUGCCGGUGGGCUGGCCGCCGCUGCUGUCGGAGGCGCGUGGGGAGAGCUGGGAGGCGGCGCAGCGGGCACGCAGGGCGGGUGCGCGGAGGGAGCUGGACUCGGCGCAGAGGGAGGCACUGCUGCGCGAGAUGGACAAGAAGCGGCAGCGGCUGGUGGCGGAGGCUGCGGAGCUGGAGCGACUCAUGGCGGCGCUGCGGGGCGGCCAGAUGAGCGUGGCGGAGACCGACCUAAGCCGCCUCACCGCCUCGCUGGGGCUGGGGCCGCCCGGGGCGGAGGAGGAGGAGGCGGCGGCGCGGACGAGUGCCGCAGCCGACGGGGAUCUUCAUGCAGAGGGAGGGGAGGGUACAGCGGCGGCAGCGGCAGCGGCUGCGGCAGCAGUCGGAGAGGGGUUGGCGGGUCCGGUGACCGUAGGGCUGCGGGCGCUGCAGUUCCGGAGCAGCUCUGGGUCGGGGGCGGGAGCGGGGCCGGGGGGUGGUGGCGGCGGAGGCGGCCGGGGCGGCGGUGGUUGGGCGCCCGGCACCAAGCGGCCUCGUGAGGACGUGCACGCGCCCUGGGGGACCUCCCCCGGGGGCCAGACGAGCUCAGACACGUCUAAGAACAUGGUCAUGGAGCUGAAGGAGCUGUGUGACCGGCGGCACUGGCCGCAGCCGUACUACUGCUACUCGGCGCUGGGGGGCGGCGGGCAAGGGGCGGGCACCGCAGCCACACUCAGCAUGCCGCCGUCCACCGGGCUGGGGGAGGUCAGCAGCGGGCCGCAGACGAACCGCAAGAGGGCCAAGGAGGCGGCAGCGGCUGCAGCCCUCGCAAAGCUGAGCGCCCUGGGGAUUAAGUGAGAUCCCAAGCAGAAAGGCGCUUUCUGCUUGGAAUACCCCUUUACGAGUGUAUGGGCAGCAGCUGUUGGUUAGUACUGUUGUAUUAAACUAGUGAGCUGGAAUCACAGGGCAGCACUUGUGCGGGGCUGGAGGUGGCCGACAUUGGCAAAUAGCGCGACGCAUAGGACGCUGAAGCUGCGUCGUGUGCAGGUGUGUGAAACAUUGUGCUGGCCUGUAAUGUCUGCUUGUGGAACACCUCCAGGCGCUCACAGAACUACAUCGCGAAUUUGUAGGCACCGGGGCUGAUGUUUGAGCAAGGGAAGCAUGAGCUAGUUGCGAGGGUCGCAGGGUUGUCGGCAUGUCACGUAUACCGGUACCUAUCCAAAAGCCGACACCCUGCGAAACUUCGUAUUCUACAAUGCCAAUUAUGCCAGGAUGUGUUACCUAGCAUCAAAGCAACGCAAUACCGGUGCACUAUGUUCGGG
Molecule: messenger RNA, 3255 nt
Organism: Astrephomene gubernaculifera
Lineage: Eukaryota; Viridiplantae; Chlorophyta; Chlorophyceae; Chlamydomonadales; Astrephomenaceae
Source: the annotation of a GenBank genome assembly